GGGUAUAACCUAUAUCGCAUCCUCCUGUGUGCGAACUACGCAUCGUGCGUACGAUAGACGCCAUCACCGUUGGAAGAGCGCGCGAACCGAUCAACGACUUUCUCUGUUUCUGCGAGACGACUCUCUCUCUCUCUCUCUCUGUUCCUUUCUUCUCGCAGACUCAAGGUCUCAGCCGUAACACGGCCGUCGCCUUCAAGGAGAAUCGCACGACCGAUUGAUUGGGAAGAAAGGCCAUUAAAUCGCUAUGUCAUUGCCGCCUCGGCAACGUUCUAGGGCUUUUCGUAUGUUUACGCUGUGUUCAGUCCUUCUGAGCUGGUUUCCAGGAUCCAUACUAUCUGCAGUUGUUACUCUUGAUUCCAUUGAGAUUUUUAAAACACACGACUGGCUUCCAUCCAAACCAACAGUUUACUUUCAGUGUAAAGGAGAGAACAAGACUUCUUUGCCAGACGUGAAGGAAACUCACGUCUCUUAUGCUUUUAAGGGUGAAGAAUCUUGGCAGCCUUUGACAGAAUUCUCAAAUAAGAAAUGCAAGCGAUGUGGAUUUUAUGAGGAAGACAUCAUAAAAUCAGAUGAAUUUGAUGAGUGGGAGUUUUGCCCUUCCGAUUUUAGUGACCCUGAUGGAAGAUAUAAGCAUUUCAAAGAUAAGGAACUCAAUGUCACAUUUUUGUGCCCCGACUGUGUGCCUCUUGGAAGUGAUGUUUCUAAUCACACCACUGUUUCACACAAUGGAGAGAAGGGAAUGCAUGUGGCUCUAGUGAUAACAAUCAGUGCCGUGAUUUCAAGUCUCUUUAUAAUUGGACUGUUGGUUGCCUACAAGUAUUGGCAGAAGAGGAAGAGGGAACAAGAGCAUGCACAGUUCCUAAAACUCUUUGAAGAAGGCGAUGAAAUGGAGGAUGAGUUAGGUCUUGGGCCUCUCAGCGGUGUAAUUUGACGAAUAGAAUCUCAGUACCCAAAAUCUUUUUGUAGUAUAACUAAGUAGGUUGCAGAAUAGAGAAAUAGCAAACAGCUUCAGCGUUUACAAAUAUGAAGGAUUACACCUUAAGUUGACACAGGCUUCUUCUUGUUUCUGAGAUUUAUCCAGUCCUAGUUCAUGUAGAUGAAUGGAUCUCUCGGAACCAGGGAAAAUAACUAGUUGAUUGUACAGAAAUUGAUUGCAUGUGUAAAUAGUGGGAUGAUUGCAAAUAA
Molecule: messenger RNA, 1185 nt
Organism: Diospyros lotus (date-plum)
Lineage: Eukaryota; Viridiplantae; Streptophyta; Magnoliopsida; Ericales; Ebenaceae
Exons: 4
Coding region: 245-931 (228 amino acids)
Source: RefSeq, a predicted model, not a curated record